This is a messenger RNA of Acanthosepion pharaonis, 3246 nucleotides long. The record is from the annotation of a GenBank genome assembly. NCBI's taxonomy places the organism in Eukaryota, Metazoa, Mollusca, Cephalopoda, Sepiida, Sepiidae.
AUGUCGGAAGCUGAGGUCAGUUCCCCUGGCUCUGAUUCUGGUAAAAGUCCAGUUUCAAAGUUGGAUAUUCUUUCAAGAGAAGAUUUGGUCAAAUUUAUCAAGAAACAAACCGUCACAUUGCAGAAAACUCGAUCUCAAUGUGAAAGUCUUAAAAAAGAAGUGGCCCAAUUGAAUACCUCACAAGCUGAAAAUAGUUCUUCCAAAGACAAUGGAGAAAUUAAGGAAUUGCAAGAACAGGUUCGAAAAUUAUUGGAAGAAAAAGAACAGCUGCAAGCAAGGCAUAACUCAUUGCAAGCAACCAUUGUUGAUAUUGAAAAGCAACAUGAAGUUGCUUGUGAAGAAAAAUCCAACCUUAAUGAAGAAGUGGCUCUUUUACAGAAAGAAAAGAAAGCACUUCAAGAACAGAAUGAGUGUUUGAAAAUGAAGGAUGAAACCUUAUCAGCUUCAUUUCAUUUCAUGCAAGAGGAACAGGACAAAAUAAUCUCAGAAAAUAAGAGUCUUAAAGAGCAAAUCAAUGUGUUGAUCAGUGCCAGAGAUGAAAGUCUAAAGGCUCUGAAAGAUUUGAAGGAACAUCAUACAGCUGAAUUUUCAGAACUUCAGUCACAAUUGGAAGAGUCUAAACUUAAAUGUGAACACUUUGAAGAAAGAGCUAAAGUUGCAGAGUCUGACAGUCAGGCAAACAAAGAUUUUGGGGAUGUGGCUACUGAUAAAAUAAAGGAACUUUUAGCCAAAGUAGAAAGUCUUCAGAGCUACAAUGGCAGCAUCUCUGAACAGUUAAAAGAAAAAGAAAUCUGCUUAAAUAAAAUGGAUGAUGAAUAUAUUGAAGCCAGGAAAACUAAAGAAAAAGAAGCUGAACAGAAGAAAUGUGCUGAAUCAUUAAGUGUGGAAGAGAAGAUGUUGAAAUUACAAGAAAAUUUAAAAGAUAAAGAUGAACUUAAUUAUAAAUUGAAAGCUCUGGCUGUGAAAGGCAAAAAACAGUAUGAAGAGAUGAAAAUUCAGGUAGAAAAAAUAAAUGAAGAAAAAAAGGCAUUAGAGGAGCAACUGCUUGUGGCAAAAGAAAAUCUAAGCCAUUUGGAGAAUCAGAAUAUUGAAUCAGGGAUUAUGUCAACUAAUUACAAGCAUUUACAAGAAGAAUAUGACAAGUUGCAUGAUAUUCUUGAAGCUGAGCAAAAGAAAUCAACCAAUUUCCAGAAAGAUCUUGAGCAGAGUGUCCAGGAUCUUUUGGAACUAAAAGAAAACUAUGGAGAAUUGAAGAAUGAAAAAGAGAAGAUUAAUCGACAAUUGGAAGUAACUAGUCUUGAAAAUAAGUCUAUGGAAAGCCAGUUAAAUGAAUUAAACCAAAAAUUGAAAACUACUGAAAUGGAUAAAGAAACAUUAAAAUUACAGAAAGAUGAAUUAACAAAAGAAAAAAAUGAGUUUACACUUAAAUAUCAAGAACUUGAAAAGAUUGUUGAAGAAAAAACCAAUCUGUUACAAGCACAAACAGAAGAGUUAAAUUCUGCCAAAAAGGAAGCAAAUCAGAGCAGCAUGAUGGAUCUUGAAAUUGCUGAUUAUGAACGAACUGUAAAUUCUUUACAAGUCCAAUUAAGUAACAAAGAUGAAAAGAUAGCAGAGUUGCAAAAUGAAGUAACACAUUAUGAAGAAAGGACGAAAACUUUACAAAAAGAGAUUGACACUAUAGAUGAACAAAGAGUACAGAUUGAAGACAGGAGUAACAAAUUGAAACAAUUGCUUAUGAAAUCUAAAAAGGAUCUUGCAGAUGCAAAGAAAUUGGAGAAUGAACAGAAAACGUCUGAGGCUCAAUUAAGAGGCCAGAUGGAACAUUUAAUUCAACAAGUGGAAGAUUGUAAGAUGCAAAUGUCAGAGAUGGGAGUGGAAAAUAAUAAUCUCCAAGAUCGUUUAAAGAAUAUGUUGGAUUCCCAGCAGCGCUCCUCUAAAUCCCAAGAGAAACGUAUUCUUUCUUUACAACAACAAUUAGAACAAACACAGGAUGAAUUAUCUUCCGUACAGAAUGAAUAUGAAGGAUAUAAAGUGCGUGUUCACAGUGUUUUGAAGCAACAAAAAAAUAAAUCUGCUCAAGAUACUGUAAUUGUUGAAAAACAAGAGAAAGAACAUCUGGAAAAGAUAAUUGACCAACUGAAAUUAAAACUACAAGAAACAAGUGUUAACUUCACUACUUCCAUGCAGGAAAAUGAAACUUUGCAAGAGGAACAUGAUAGAUUGCUUCAGCGCCAAAAUAAACUCUUACAAGAUUUUCAGGACAAAGAAAAUACAUUUAAACAGGAAUUAGAAGAGUUGGCCAAGCAGAAUACAGUGAAAAAUGCAGAAUAUGCAGAAGCUAUUCGCCAGUUGACAUUGCAGAAUGAAUCUUUGACUCUCCAGUUUAAGGAUCAAUUAAAGAGCUUAAAGGAAGACCAUCGUAAAACACUGGAUGUGCUCCAUCAACAAAUUGACAUGGCUGAAAAGGAGAACUACCGACUGCAAAGAGAGUUACAACAACCACAAUACUCUAGUGCAGUUGUUCAGCGAUCUAAUAAGUCUGUUGAGAGAGAUCCUACUGACUCUCCCUCUUCUGAUCUCCCAUUGGAUAUAGCUCGUAAUGAAGAACGGCAACAAGGAGAGGGAAUGGAAUAUGUUGAUUCUGAGUCUUGUCACCGGGUCAAUAAUAUCCAAGGUGUCUCAUCACUUGUCACUUUUGAACAGUUACUUAGCCAAACUGAAGAAGAAGUCACAAAAUCUGUAUUGAAUGAAGAAGAGCUGAAAUUUGAUCUAGACAGUGCUCAAAAGAGAAGUGAUCAUUUAGCAAAGCUUUUAAAUGAAAGUGAAGCAACUGUAAUGAGGUUAACAGAACAAGCCAAAAUUCUGAAAGAAGAAAUACGUCGGUUGGAACGAAAUCAGGAAAGAGAAAAAGAAGCUGCUAAUAUGGAAUAUUUAAAGAAUAUCUUUCUUAAGUUUGUCAUGUUGAAAGCUGGUGAUGAGCGACAAAUGCUAAUCCCAGUUCUGUGUACAAUGCUGAAACUCAGCCCUGAAGAAAAAUUAAAACUCACAGCAAUUGCCCAAGGUGAUGAUAUUGCUUCAGGAAACCAAGCUGCAAGUUGGGGGUCUUAUCUCCAUCGAUGGUCUGGACUGAUUUCUCUUUCUGAUAUUCACUUGUAUCAAGUGAGUCUGUGGUCUUUCUGUUACACAUUUGAGAUGGCUGAUGUCCUCACUGCAAUACUUAUUUUAUAUGUCAAACAUGUCUGUUGA